Molecule: messenger RNA, 1985 nt
Organism: Phacochoerus africanus (Common warthog)
Lineage: Eukaryota; Metazoa; Chordata; Mammalia; Artiodactyla; Suidae
Product: transmembrane protein 132D-like
Exons: 4
Coding region: 1-1899 (632 amino acids)
Source: RefSeq, a predicted model, not a curated record
AUGAUAAAAACUCAGGCAUCCCCCCACCCCUGUCUCUCUUCCUCUCAGGUUUCUGACAGAUGUGACUAUGUCUUCGUCAAUGGGAAAGAAAUGAAAGGCAAGGUGAACGCGAUGGUUCACUUCACCUACCAGCACCUAAGCAGUCCUCUGGAGAUGACGGUGUGGGUGCCUCGGCUGCCCCUGCAGAUCGAGGUCUCGGACACGGAGCUCAACCAGAUCAAGGGCUGGAGGGUCCCCAUCAUCUCCAACAAGAGGCCAGCUCGGGACAGUGAGGAAGAGGACGAAGACGAGAGAAGGGGCCGGGGCUGCACUCUUCAGUACCAGCAUGCCAUGGUGCGAGUCUUGACUCAGUUUGUGGCCGAGGCGGCUGAGCCUGGGGCACACCUGGCCCACCUGCUGGGCUCGGACUGGCAGGUGGACAUCACGGAGCUGGUAAAUGACUUCAUGCAGGUGGAGGAGCCCCGGAUCGCCAAGCUGCAGGGGGGGCAAGUCCUGAUUGGCCAGGAGCUUGGGAUGACCACCCUUCAGAUCCUGUCACCUCUGUCAGAUGCCAUCUUGGCUGAGAAGACCAUCACUGUGCUGGACGAGAAGGUGACAAUCACAGACCUCGGGGUCCAACUGGUGACAGGGCUGUCCCUCUCCCUUCAGCUCAGCCCAGGGAGCAACAGAGCCAUCUUCGCCACUGCAGUGGCUCAGGAACUUCUGCAAAGGCCCAAACAGGAGGCAGCCAUCAGUUGCUGGGUCCAGUUCAGUGAUGGUUCUGUCACCCCCUUGGAUAUUUACGAUGCAAAAGACUUCUCGCUGAUGGCCACAUCCCUGGAUGAGAAGGUGGUCUCCAUCCACCAAGACCCCAAGUUCAAGUGGCCUAUCAUCACUGCCGAAGCCGAAGGACAGGGAGCUCUGGUCAAGGUCGAAAUGGUUAUUUGUGAAUCAUGCCAGAAAUCCAAGCGGAAGAGCGUGCUGGCUGUGGGCACCGCCAACAUCCACGUUAAAUUUGGCCAAAACAACGCCAACCCCAACGCUAGUGACAGCAGACGCUUGGGGGCAGGAGUUCACUCGGAUAAUAACAUCAGCGACAGAAGACCCCCCAAACCCUUGCAAGAGUGGGGGAGUCCCGAGGGCCAGUACUUUGGCAGUUCGUCCAUGGGCCUCAUGGAAGGAAGGGCCUCCACAACAGAGAAGUCCACCUUCCAGAAGAACCAGGGCCAGGAGAGCCUUUUGGAUGAUGACAGCCAUUUGCAAACCAUGCCCUUUGACCUCACCAGCUUCCCAGCCCAGGUGGACCUGACCAGAAGCAACGGGGAAACGGAAGACCCCACGCAGGCAUCCAAGGGGCUGAGCGACUUGGAAAUCGGGAUGUACGCCCUGUUGGGUGUCUUCUGCCUGGCCAUUCUGGUCUUCCUAAUAAACUGCGCGACCUUUGCCUUUAAGUACAGGCACAAACAGGUGCCCUUCGAAGAACAGGAAGGUAUGAGUCACUCGCACGACUGGGUUGGACUGAGCCACCGGACCGAACUCUUGGAGAAUCACAUCAACUUCGCCUCCUCCCAAGAGGAGCAGAUCACCGCCAUCGACAGGGGCAUGGAUUUUGAAGAAAGUAAGUACCUUCUCAGCACGGGUUCCCAAAAGAGCAUCAAUGGACAACUGUUCAAAAUGUCAGGCUCCACCCUCACGGAUGGGAAGGAUCAGAAGAGCGAGCCCCCCACGUCCCCUACCUCCAAAAGGAAAAGAGUGAAGUUCACCACUUUCACCACCAUCUCCUCGGAGGACGGGUGCUCCACCGUGAACUCUAUAGCCACGAGUCGGGAGGAUACCAUGAACUGGGUCCACCAGGAUCUGGACCCUGGGGAGUGUCGAGAGUCAUGCAGCUACGUGGAAGGUUUACACGAGGCUGUGUAAGCCGGGGGCGUUCACGCACCUUGGUUCUCACUCACCUUUCGGCCUUUAAUUUGGGGACAUGUGGCAUUCCCCAGUGGGGGAAAGAA